This is a messenger RNA of Anoplopoma fimbria (sablefish), 2447 nucleotides long. It is a transcript of the gene lrguk, whose product is annotated as leucine-rich repeats and guanylate kinase domain containing. Gene Ontology annotation, cellular component: cytosol. The coding region runs from base 1 to 2376 and encodes 791 amino acids. Lineage: Eukaryota; Metazoa; Chordata; Actinopteri; Perciformes; Anoplopomatidae. Gene Ontology annotation, molecular function: GMP kinase activity; protein binding. The transcript is spliced from 21 exons. The record is from RefSeq and is a predicted model, not a curated record.
AUGAUAAAGUUCUCACUCUGCCUGUGCAUCAGUCAGUCUGUAGUCCUCUUCAGGGAGCUUUCAUUAGGGAACAAUGCAGGGAAGCACAGCCCUCCAGGGUCCUGCAGGGAGGCUGCAGAGAUAAAGCAAGUAACCUUGCACAAGAGGUCUGAGAAGGGGAAACAACACAGCAAGAAGGAUGGAGUUCUAACUGCUCAGCUGGUCUCCGGUCGGGUGGCCAACCUUGGACGCGUUGGCACUGGGCUGCGAUAUUUGUACCAUUACCUGUGUCUGCCUAGUCAGGAUCUCAGUGACAUCUCUGUUUUAUGCAAUUAUGUCCAUCUUCAAAAGCUGGAACUGCCACACAACAAAAUCAAAGAUUUAUCCUGUGUGAGCCACAUGCCCUACCUCGUCAUCCUGGAUGCUUCGCACAAUGAAAUCUCCAGCUUCUUUGGAUUCCAGCCACCGAAGAACCUAAAAGAGGUUAAUUUCUCCCACAACCGUAUGACAAAAAUGAAGGACUUGUCAGCUUUUUCAUCUCUUAGUAAUUUGGAUCUGGGCUACAACAGUCUCAGUGAGAUCAGUGGUCUUGAGCAAUGUUGCAAGCUCACCAGUCUCAGCCUGGCACACAACAAGAUCUCCAGGAUCAGCGGCCUGGACGGACUGCCUCUCGCACGCCUCUGCCUUAGGGGGAACCAGCUGGAGAGGAUUGAAGGGCUGGAUGAUCUGAAGUCUCUGCAGGUUCUCGACUUGUCUCUGAACCGCAUCAGCAGUCUCUCCGGCCUCCACAAUCUACACCUACUGGGCGCUAUCAAUCUGGAGAACAACCUGAUCAGUGAAAUCCAGGAGUGCAAACAUGUUCAUGAUCUUUUCCUGUUGAGGGACCUCAACCUGCUGGGAAACCCUGUACAGGAGCAACCCGAUUACAGAUUGGCAGUCAUCUUCCUCCUUCAACACCUGACUCUGCUGGACCAAGAGAAAGUCACUGCUGAAGAGAAGGUGUCAUCAGUAAACAAGUAUGACCCUCCUUUGGAUGUGGUGGCAGCCAGGGAUCACAUGACCCACCUGGUGUAUCAUCUGAUGCAGCCUCAGGUGCUCUAUGACAGCAGUACUAUGCCCAGUGCAGACUCUCCAUAUCCUCUGCUGGUUCUGACCGGUCCUCAGGGCUGCGGAAAGAGAGAUCUGGCUCACAGACUGUGUCAGGAGUUGAGCGAAUACUUUGCCUACGGAACCUGUCACACCACUAGGGAGCCACACUUCAGAGAGGAGAAUGGAGUUGAUUACCAUUUUGUCAAUGAGGAGGACUUUCAGAACAUGAUUCACACGGGUAAAUUUAUCCAGACCAUGCAGUACGGGGGGCACAGCUACGGUCUGACCAGAGAUGCCAUAGAGGAUGUAGCCAAAGAAGGACUAGCCUGCUGUGUGCAUAUGGAGCUAGAGGGUGUGCUCAGUCUGAAGAACAGCUACUUUGAGCCUCGAUACAUCCUGCUCAUCCCCACCAAGGUGGAGAGAUACGUGGGCCACCUGAAAAGCCGUGGUCGCUAUACCCCAGCACAGAUCGACACGGCGAUGUCACGUGUAGAGCUCUACGCCAACACCAACCGCCAGCGACUGGGAUUCUUCGAUGACGUUAUCCCCUGUGAUGACUGGGAGAUAGCCUAUCACACACUGAGGCAGAUAGUGAAGGAGUACCUGUUGGUAGAGGAGCAGGAAGAAGGAGAAGACAACAACAGAGGAUCCCCUGACAACACCCCCACUGGUGACGCACCACAGGAGAAGCCACUGUCACCACCCCGGUCCAGAGCAGGAACACUCACGUCACACUCUGCCCCAGCUCUUGACCCCUCAGAUCUGUACUACAGAAACUACUACAACAAGAUCCAGGCAGAGCUCAGCCCUCAGAAGAGCGCCACUGAGCUAGCCUCCAUCAGGAGGCGUGAGCAGCUGGUAAGAGAGGCCAUUGUGGGGAAGAGUCCAGGGAUCUACAGCCAGCUCUUCAAAAGCUCUCCCCAAACAGCACCACCAUCACUGCAGAAUCCUGACACCCAUUUAAGUGAGGACAGCAGCUCCGAUGAGUCUCGUGCCAGUUCAGCGUUGACUGUGCCCAGUUCAGCCGGAGGCUUUUCUGCUUCAGUGCAGCCGCUAGAUAUGUCUGUCCUGGGACACACCUUGGAAACACUCAAAGGCGAAACUCCUGAAGCCCCGCCUCCAGGCACAGACCUGCGAGCUGUGGUCGUGUCUCCCUCCUCUGAGAGACGUCCUGGAUCCGACGUGAAGCCCAUCCUGCCUCCGAUCCCCUCUGGGCGCAAGACCCCCGCAUCACCCAGCCCAGCACCUUCACCCAGACCCGGCCAGAACACAGAAGUCAAAGAGGGAGAUGUAGACAGGGAGAUGUAGCUACAUAUAGCUUAGAAAAUUAGAUGAAGACAAUCAGUCAGUAAAAGUACAUUUCUUUAAAUAUGAGCUUA